Dermacentor albipictus is the source of this 10052-nucleotide messenger RNA. RefSeq names its product Smad anchor for receptor activation (gene Sara). Gene Ontology annotation, biological process: endosomal transport. Gene Ontology annotation, cellular component: early endosome membrane. Lineage: Eukaryota; Metazoa; Arthropoda; Arachnida; Ixodida; Ixodidae. Gene Ontology annotation, molecular function: metal ion binding. The record is from RefSeq and is a predicted model, not a curated record.
GUUCAGUGUGGUGGUAUCUGCCGACAGUAGGGUUUUCUUCGAGUGGGAUUGUGCUGUAUUGACUGUUGUAAUUUGUGAUAAAAUUUCUUCCCCGUGCCUCGACUGCUCGAUGCUUGCCCGCCCUUGGGAUUAGGCGUUUUGUGCGCUCCACUGUAGGUCCUGUGUCCGUCGUACGCAACUCCGCUGCGCGGUUAUUUUCCUUCGCCCACGGAGCGCUCGGGCGGACGUUGGAGACGUGUGGUGUGUUGUGUACUGGCCCAGUGAUCGUCAUCACCGCGGGAGUGUAUUCGCUACGUCGUUGCCAGUGCCGUGUUGGUAUUCUGCCGGUUCGCGUUGUAGACGCGCAGGCAGCUUUACGGAACACUGCUCGAAAAGAGACUCGACGUGCUCGAAGAGAGACUCGAUUGAAUUAUGAUACAACCGCCGGUUUCAGCAGAGUGAUCCGGAAACGUGGCAUGGAUGCCAGGCAGCGAUGGACAAGUUUGCAGUGGAUCUAGACAAAGUGCUUGACGAGCUUGAGCAAAGCGAAGGCUUGCUGUCGGAAAAGCUUCCCGAGGCACAACUUCACGAGUUUGAAGUGCCUAGACCAUCGACCCAGACAAUCCCUAAGUGUCGUGGAGACGUGCCACGACAAAAUGGGGACCACAGCGCCGUGCCUCCUCCGGUCCUGCCUUCUGCCAAUGCACAGGGAUUAACAGACUCUAAGAAGCCGAACAGUGAUGAAGCAAGUAGCGGCAAGGCAUUCUUCUGGGACGGCAGUCCGGCAACAGUGCUCGACUCAACCACAACAUCAUUGUACUCACAGAAAGGUGUCAGAAAUGCCCCUGUGCACACACCCUCGAGUGCUUCACCGUCCAUCCCUUUGGAAGCCACAGUUGGUCACUUACGAGAAUGUGUUGACUCUCCUGGUGCAUGCAGCGUUGGUCGCAAUGUGUGUGUCCCAGUGCAAGUCAGUGGUCCUGACCGAACUGGUGGUUUAAGAGACUCAGUUGAGUUGCCCAGCUACUCUUCAGCACAACUGCCGCCUUUAGUGGCUCCCAGUGGCAACACUGUUUCAAAUGUUUGUGGCGGGACUGUUUCCAAGGCUGAUGUCUGCAACAGCAGUGAUGGUGGUGUUAUGUACAAUGGGCAAGUGAGUAGUUGCGGCGAUGAAGCGAGGUUGGGAACGAAUGCUGCAGCCGAACAGUUAGUGUUACGUGGGGAACCAAAAACAUUGCCUGCGGCAUCUGAAGCAAAUGCAAAUAGAGUUUCUGAUGAUGGUGCUUUCAGUGAAGUGCUUCCAAAGAGUUCAGUUCCUCAAGACAGCUUUCAGUACCCUGAUUUGCUCACCUUGAGUCCCGUUGGGGAUACCUCAGUGCACAAGACCGCUGAACUGCUACAGUCACUCAUUAGUUUAUCUCCCGACGAUGCAAAGAUCCCAGAUGCAGCUGGCACAAAGUUGCUUCCACAUGAUGGUUCAACAAAAAACAAUGAAACAAACUAUGCUCCUUCAUUGCUCGACAGUGACCACUGUCCCCCAGACAUUGACCUUAACAAGGCCUCCAGCAGUUCUAGAAAAGGAAGCACUGACUUGGUAUCUAGCAGACUGCCAGAUUCACAAGUAGUUCCUGUUCCUCAGCAGAGGCCUCAGCCUUUAUUAGCUGCAUCUGGAGACAAUGCUACCAAGCAGGAAACUGUUGACGGUACUACUUGUCCCGCACGGCACACUUUGCAGCUAUCUUCUAUAGAAUCUAAAGACGAAACAGCUCCUACAGUAGUGUCAGAAGGCCCUGUUAGUGAUUUGUGCUUGCAGGACAACCAUAAAACCGAUCCAGCUACUUCUGUGCAACCUUCAAAAGGAAAUGAUGUCCUUUUGGCUGAGCCAGCAGAAGUGCCAGGCUGUGAUACAUCUGAACAGCCUGCCUUCCAGUCUCCCGGCCCUGCCAACAUUGCUGCUUCUCAGGAGCAACAGGUUUGCAUGCAGCCUUCAACACAAGAUGCAAAUAAAGAUGCAGAUGCAUUGUCAACAUCUCCAUCUGAAGCAUCGUCUGCAUUACCUGCAACGCCACCUGCUUCCCCACCGAAAGUGCGGACACCUGAUCCUGCCAUGCUCUCCUACUCCCCACCACGGUCGUCAUCUGCUCCUCCUGGUGUGUUGCCUGCUUCUCCAGUCAGAGCUUCAUCUGCCUCAUCAUCUCCAGUGUCAUCUGCUUCAACGGGCCCAUCCACAGAUGUACCCGACGACACUUCACACUCCGAGGGUGUCCCUGCGGAUUCAGUCGGGGACGAGGCUACUGUGAUAAGUGAGGCCCGCUGCCUAGACGAAGAUCCCGUGGUUGGAUUUGACACAGUACCUGACGUCACCGAUGAAGAGCUUGACCGGCUGCUGCAGGAAGAAGAAGGCGAAGGCGAGCAGAAUUUCUUGCCACCGCUGAGCGAGGAGGAGCAGAUGCUGGGCAAAGUGAAGCCCUUCUGGAUCCCCGACGAGGAGGCACCCGCGUGCAUGCUGUGUUUUGGGCGCUUCACUGUGCUCAAGCGCCGACACCACUGCCGAGCCUGCGGAAAGGUGCUGUGUUCCUCGUGUUGCAACCAGAAGGCACCACUGCCCUGCCUGGAGAACCGGGAAGGUCGUGUUUGCCUUCCCUGCCUCACCAUUCUACAGAGGGUGGCUGCGGUCGAGCGGCUUGGCGGUCCAAGCCCAGCCAAUCCAGCGGCCUACUGCUCGCGGGGUCCACCCCCGCUGCACGGAGCAGCGCAGUCGCCACCCCUCACGGUCCUAGUUCCUGUGCUACGCCGGGGACCACGGCCGGAUGGAGAGGCCCCCAAGCAGGUGAUGUUCUCAGAUGGAAUACGGCCUGGUGGUGACUUGUCGGAUGAAGUGAUGCCCUCUGCAAUGCCAGGCCCACCUCGGGAGCUCAGCUGCCCUGAUGGACCCGCAGAGGGCCUGCUUCAAGAGCGUCGGGUAGUCCUGUCAGACAUUGAAGGCUCCCUACCACCAGUGGCACUCAGUGUGUCACAGCGAGAUCUGAAGCUCGAGAACGAGAAUGACCUGAUGAUUGUGCUCCAAGAUCCAAAUGUGGAGCCUGUGGCAUUUGCACUCACAAGGAACUUGCAUGUGCUGGUCAAGAUUGUCACAGUGGAGUGUGGCGGGAAGCGCCAGUGCUGGAACUUCUGCAGCCGUGGCCUCUGCACCCUGGGCCUUGACGAGGUGGUGCUCCUGCUGGAGCGGGAGCCAGGGGAGUUGCAGUUCCCACGGGAUGCCCUGCGGCUGUUUGCCACCCUGCAGGGUAUCGGGGCCACGGGGGGCCAUCGACCGGUGGGUGUAGUUGCCCCCGGUGUGACGAUGACGACGGCGACUGCCGUGGGGGCGUUCCAGUGCCUGCCAUUUCCUGAGGGGGUGCUUGGCAGCAGCGACCACGGUGGAUUCCUCCUGCUGCCUCACAUGGGACAGCGCUUGGACGGACUUGUUCUUCCCCGCCCUCCAUGGCUGUGUGCCGUCCUGCUCCAACGAAUGGAAAUGCCCUGGGCUCGUCUGCUGCCUCUUCGCCUUCUGCUGAGGCUUGGAGCCGAAUUUGAAGUGUACCCAUACCCAAUGGUCAGCAUCCGUGGACGUCGAUCUGUCUAUGCUGAAAUUGGCCACACUAUUAUGACUGUUCUAUUGGAUUUCCGCAACUUCCAGUACCAGCUGGCCAGUCUGUCGGGGCUUCUGGUGCAACUGGAGGGGCGGCAGACGACGGUGCGGGUGCCCCGGAACCGCUACGAUGCCCUCGUGCGGGUCCUGGACGGCAACGAGCAUGUGCUUGCCCUGGCAGGGAACAUGAACCCCGAGGCUGAUGCUCACCUUGUCUGUGUGCAAGCUCCUGACGCAGGCACCUACCACUCUCAGGCACUCCAGGCACGUCCUGGAAGCCUCGUGGAAUGCACGGGGGCGUCAUUCGUGGUGUUCAGCGGUGCUCUCAAGGGUCCAGGGGAAGCCAAGCACAGCAUCGUCGAAGACGGUGUGCUGGUGCAGCUUUCGCCAGCCAGCAUGGGAAGUCUGCGGACAGCGCUGCGUGCCAUGCGUGACUGGCAUGUUCCAGCGGUUCCUGCGUCGCCUGGCGAAGACGCUGGCCACAUUGCCGUCAUCUGGACAGAGGAUGACCGGCCAAAGAAUAAAGGGGUGCAAAGCCCAAUAGACGGCCGCAGCCUGGAGGGCAUUACUGGUGUGCGCCUGCGUGCAUUCUCGGACUUCUGCGCUCGGGGCCUGUGUCUUCGGUGGACUGAGUUCUUUCUCCUUUCCUGUGACAGAGGACCAACGUGGGGCGGGUGCGAGGACCCCCAGCGGGCUGCUGAGGGGCUGGCUCGGGCCUUCUGCGAGGCUCUGCUGCCACACCUGACCUUGCUGCAGCCACUGUCUCCACUUGGCCUCCGUGCCCAGUUGGGCCCUGACCAAGUCGGCUAUGAAGCCGGUGCGCAGGGCCAACCGCUGCCAGUUGUCUGUCAGGAGCCACUGGACUGCGCAUUGGUGCCCUUGCUUACCGGGCCACAGGAGCCCAUGCACCUCGAGAUGCUCUUCCAUGUCAUCUACCAGUGAAAGGAUUCGGGAUUUCGGCAGCAGCCCAGCCUCAUGAGAAAUGUGUGCUAACUAUUGUACAUUCACCUCCACUAGCAAGCCCAUCUAAUGGACUCAUCAGCACUCCUGAAUGACUGACUGACUUUGCUAGCCGCUUUGUGUGCUGUUUUAAGCGGCAACUCACAAUGAUGAGUGUUACAUGGCUUCCAGUCUGUCACAUGUACCAUGUUUUCCCCUCGUCAAACCCGAAAUAUUGUGAAGAGCCAACUGCCCAGAGAAAAGCUCUCCGACAAGUCCUGUGAACCGGCUUCACAUUUACUCCUCGAGUGGGAUCAAAACAGCUACACCUAUGAUACUUUUUUACCACUCACUUUUGUGCGAGAGGUUGUGCAUGCUCAUUUUCGUAAGCCGGGCCGUUCCUGUGAACUCUGUUGGGGCCUGGAGAGCUUGUCACUGAUGCCACUUUCUUCUUUUACCGACAGUGCAAUCUUGCUGCUUUUAUCCCGCAUAUUGAUUGCUACAAAGUUCUUAUUUUGAGAACGAAAGAUAUUGAGGACCUGCCGCUGCAUAGUUAGCAUUGUAGUCCUCCUAACACCCUUAUGGCAUGUGAUGGAGAUACUAUCGCCUAAGCUUUUCUGAAACAGACAAGCAGACACAAGCCUCCUAUGUUCUUGGCUUUGGGUUUAGUGCGCACACUCUGCACUGUUUGUUGUGGAGGUCAACACCUGCGUCAAUCGCAGCUAGACCAUGACCACCCCAUUCAAGCUUGCAGAGAGGACACAAUCAUUUGGGGACCUGUGCUUUUGCCAGCUGCAUCCAUAGUGAGAGUGUCAGUGCAUGUACGUGAAAGCUGUUAUAGGAAGAACUUAUUGCUUAUCAUAUUUUGCUUGAUUUGCCAACUGCUGAAGAUAAUUAUAUUACUUGUGUGGGGUAAUGCUCUUUUUACCAUCGUGGGUAGCCUAUUUCUUAGUUUCAAGAUGUUUUAAUUAAACUAUCAGCAAAUGCUGUGGUAGAUGGCUCAGUGGUAGACAAUCUGUUAUGUCCGCUGCUGCCCGGCAAUUUGACCAUAUGUGCGUGCCUAUAUGCCAACUUCACUAGUUCUACUCUCACUUAAGCUUUGGCACAUUCUUAUGGUGCUGAUGAUGCAGACGUUUAUUCAAAAGUGUGCAGCUAUGCUUUUGUAGUUGCUUGAGUAAUGAUUUCAUGGGUGAUAGGUGCAACAAAAGCCAGAGAUCAGCCGCUUGUAUGGUCUGCAAAUAUGCAGAUUGUCACACACUGUGGUUCAGUAGUGAGAUUACAUGUAGCAACCUCGGUAGAAAACAGGAGUCGUGCAUUUGUUUGUGGGGUCUGAACGCAUUGAUUACAGAGCACAGUCUUGUGCCGUUACACAUGCCGCCCGGCCGUUGCUCACUGAUUUAUUGUAGCCAAGAACAGACAGCCGGAAGGCUAGCACAACAACAUGCCGUUGACACCUUCUCUGAUGUCAUCAGUACUGAGAUCUGCUAACUGGAGUGGCCAUGCCUAAUUGAGAAUUAUUGCAUUUACUUGCCGACAUAAUUAUUGACCAUUGUUCUGGGUUGCUUUCGGUUUUCAGUGGGCAGUAAUUUUCUAACGUAACUGCAUAUAGUGGAAAUCUAGAUAUAAAGCAGUCCUUCUUAAUACUGGUUUUUCUACCAUAAAGUUAAGAUCAUACACUACACACCUGUAAUGCAGUCACCUGGUGCAGAAUAUCUGCAGUAGAAGCUGAAAGACUUUGUAGACAAGUUAGGCACUGGAAGCUUUCGUGGCAAGAGUGCUGGAAAUUGCAGAACAUCCUGUUUGGAUGUUAUGAUGGUGGGGUAUACCUGGCCACUUGGGCUGCAUUUCACAUGUGUACAGACACUGUGCAUGUGUGUUUUUAUUAUAGCGCAGAUUUUCGUGGUUCUGGUGACCUAUGUUAUAUAGCUGAUUUGCACUGUAUAGAACCCAAAUUGUACAGCAUGAUACUUUGAGGCAAUACAGGAAAUAUGGGAAGGAAUUUAAAACCUAACUAUCCUUCAUGAGCUGCAUUGACCAGCUGGGUUGUCUCACUAAAGGCAACUGCUUUAUUUUAUACGUACUCUUAAGUUCUUUUACAACAAGAAACAAUAACUGUCACACUUAGCCUCAAUGUUGGCAUGAUUUCACAUGCCUGCGUGUGCACUUGAAUGCGAAGCAGAAAGUCAGCAUUUAACGGAUGUGCAUCAUUGCUAAUCUUCUCUUUGGAAAUACAUAGUGCCUGAAUUGCACCAGGUAGUUCCUCGCACAAUGCAAACAGAUAGUAGGUCGAAUGAGAGUUGUGGAAAGCAAGCAUGGGAACAGCUGUGAUGCAGGUGUGCUUGUGGCAGCUCAUUUCAGAAAGCGGUCUACAAGCAUUCUGCUUUUAUAGGGCACCUCCUCACAGCUUAAAGGGACACAAAAGAGAAACACUAUAGCAGUUCAGAAUGAUAAGUAUUCUUUCGAAACUUUAUGGUCCAUUAGUUUUGCUUUAAGAGGUCAGUUACUGAAAUAAAAAAUGAAGGCAAAACUUCAAUUUCUUGAAUCCUUGCGCCGGAAACCCAGCACAAGUACUUGAAGUGUAGCAUUAAGGCUUUCAGAGCAUUUUCUCGAGUCGGAGUUGUUGUGGCAUAAUAAAUGUUCUGAAAAUUGCCAAGUUUAAUCUUUGGCUCUUUAAAGAAUACAGUGUGGUCAGUCUAUAGUGUAGCCAGGGAAAAUAUAGUUAACUAUUUAUAAGCAGGUGCCGUUCAAAUGUGAUGUCACAGUGAGCUGGUGCGCGAACUUGAUGGUGGCACUGUCACCUGGCUUAUGAGGCAUCCUCUCACCUUUACGUUGUUCUCACUUUGCUCAUUUUCACGAUAAGAGUGGCUUUCUUUAGUAUUGUGAAAAGUAAUGCAAUAAUGCAGCUAAAUUCGUUUUUCUUUUUGAUGUCCCUACUGCACCAAAGCAACAAGUUAUUUUGGCAUGGCUUCCAAGAUCAAGGCACAUUAUUACCUCUGUGGCAUGCAAUGUGAUCUCGCAGGCUCCACUUUUGGCUUACUGGAGUAAUUGCUGCUUGUUACCAAAGAGGAAGUCGAACCUUUUGUUCACGACCUAAAAUGCACUGCAAUAGCUUAAUUCACUUUGUUCUAUAAAAUUUUAGUUUCUGGACGAACUGACUUGGAAACAGCUGUUGGCAUUUGCACAUCAAACCAACAACGUGCACAAACAAGUGUCAGGAACACCUGAGAAGCCAAUCAUGGACAAUAUAGGGAAAUCAUGUAUGAAUGCUCCUUUUACUAUUGCAGAUACAGUUAGAGCCCCGAUUGAAACUAGCACUUGAUGCAGUACAGAGCCUGUGCUAAGAAUAGUUAAUGUAAUUAAAGAAUGCUUAAUGUAAUAUCAAGUCCAUUCGGUGGUGCAUUUGCUUACAAGUCUGAAUUUACUUUUGUUUUUCAAAACUUUUUCUACCUAUUUGCAUUACUGCUUUCAUAGUUGUGAUAUGUGUACCAGCUCUCUUCAGCUUAUUUCAAUCUGCGAUUUAAGGUAAAGCGUGUCAUUGUCUCACUGCACACAAGUGAGCUCUGCAAGUUAAAAUCCCAAUCUCCACCCAUAGGAGCGGAAGGGGUGAAAUCUAUAUCUUCGCCCUCUUUAUUAAAUCGUAACAGUCUUCAGUAAAUAAAGCUCAAUUUGCGUGCUGCAGUUUAUUUGAAUAAAGGAAAACUAAGACUAAUAGUGGCCUUGCUGAGCUUCACAUCAGGGCUGACUCGCUAACUCAAACAUGUACAGUGAGGCAUUUUGCACUACGCUUUAAAUUUUGUGGUCACUGACUUGCAAUGGUUGCUGCUGGCGUAGCAGUGUUAAUGGAGCUUUUGACGUAUUACUAUAGUACUUGGAUCUGUAACCCGUGACCAUUUGUGCUACUCCAGACCAGCUUACAAGCGUAAGAAAGAGUACUGAUGUAAUGUUUUCGAGUUGUCGUUCUUUUUGUUUAAGCCCUUUAAACCUUAGAAAAAAUGCUUGCAAUGAUCACAGGGCACCAAGCACAUGAUUUACUAUAAUGUGUUUUUUUACGAACCAGUUUCGGCUUCGUUUCCCGGAGGAGGAUAUGUCAUGACGUUGCUAUACAUUUGCUGGCUCCACGCCACAUGGCUGCCACAUGCAAGCCCAGCCAGAAAAAGAACGUUCAUUUGUUUACUUUAUCAUGAGCAAUGUUGUCAUACCUAGCUCUUUUUCUACAUGGUGUUGGCAGACCACGCUCUGUGUCGUAGUGUCAUGAUAGUCAAGGACACCAGGUCUGGUAUUUCCAAGCUAAGUUUAGUAUUAAAGUAUGUUAUAGUGGUUUCCCGACCUUCAAACUUGCUGAGCAUUGUUGUUUUACAUGCCUGAAGUGUGGAGGAAAAUUUCUACAACCUCGAAAAUAUGUAGGCACUCCUUUAUUUUAAAAUCUGUGUUGACAAAAAGUUCGGAACUGCCUGUAUGUGUGGCCUGCAAAUGGGUAUUCCUUCAACUAAAGUCUCACUACCCUUUGACAUGAUUCAGCUGAUGUGUGUUAGUGUUCGUGUGCCUAGGUAGCAGGCAAGGCUGUUCCACAGAUGUGAAUUGUUGCCAGGAGGCCGUUGAACAACCUCGAUGUUAAGGUUGCUGUACAAGUUCAAUUUAUUCUAGGCAUGUUUGUUUGUCGUGAAAAUGAUUAUGUAUGAGCUGCUUGUACAGUAUCUAUGACAUUUGCAUGCUGUGUAAUUUACUACUUUGACUUCGAUGCAGGUUCAACUGGAGCCCAAUCAAUUUGCACGUGUUCUACUUGGAGCUUACAUACUAUUUUCGGCAUCUUAAACAGAAUGGGCGUAUGAGAGGUGUGUGCAAUAUCGUUUUCAAGUGUUCUUGCUGUGAUGGACAGAAUAACAUCGUACAACAUGCAUCCUUAACUGUUUAUAACUACUUUUGCAAGAAUGCAUUUUCUCUUUUCAUUAAAGAAAAAUUUAUAAUAGCCAGCUGAAUUUAGUUGUUACAGAGCUUCAUGUAGAUAAGAAUGCAUGCUCAGCCAAGUGUGAAAGGUUGUGGUAUGUCCAGGCAUUUGUGUGACUGUUUUAGGUUUAAUAAUAAAAAAUAUAGGUGAUGUAAAAGAAUUGCUGUCCAUGCUUCUAUUUGGAUCGGUGGCUAGUUAGUGUUAUGGUUACCAACAUUUUUAUUUCUUCAGUUAUGUGCCUUGGUUACUUUUUGUAAAGUGCGAAUGGUCGAUGCCUCAUUGAGGAGGAUGCCUUGUUUAGCACUUUGCAUAAGUCAUCACGAUGACUGUGUGACCAUAUGUUGCUGUUUGACCAGCUGCCUUUGAAAGGUAUGGGCACUUGGCCUAUGGACUGGACCAUUUGUGCCGGCAUGUCACUUGCACGAGUCAUGACAACAUGGACAUUGGUAGCUGUGCCAUGAUUGCCUCUUGUGAGAGAAAUCUGCAACAUAUUCAGUGCAAUUCAAGAUGGUGUCACGUGGUUUCAAGACCGCAAUAAAUAAGUUGCUUUUACUGUUA